Molecule: messenger RNA, 1632 nt
Organism: Helicoverpa armigera (cotton bollworm)
Lineage: Eukaryota; Metazoa; Arthropoda; Insecta; Lepidoptera; Noctuidae
Product: xylose isomerase
Exons: 8
Coding region: 64-1449 (461 amino acids)
Biological process (GO): carbohydrate metabolic process
Molecular function (GO): xylose isomerase activity
Source: RefSeq, a predicted model, not a curated record
AGUUGAUUGCACAUGGAACUGUUAAAUAAUUAUAAGUAGCCUGUUGUAGUGAAAAGCAUUGCUAUGUCGACGUACAACCAGCCGACUGCCAAAAGGCAGAAAGUGCGAGAGCCCAGAGCAGACAAUGUUGAUUACUUUCAAGGCAUAGAGAAGAUCUCGUACAACAACAUGGCGGCUGCGUCAGAGAGCGGCUGCUACCGCUACUACAGCAGCGGCGAGCGCGUGCACUCGCGCGCCAUGGACGACUGGCUCAAGUGCAGCCUGCCGCUCGCUCACUGCACCCGAACUGGAUCAGACACAUGCGGUCGUCCAACGCACUCCCGACCCUGGGACGACGGCACAGACACCCUGGACAAUCACAAACGUCACAUCAAAGCCCUAUUCGAACUCUGCAGCAAACUGGGAGUUAAAUUCUGGACCGCUUUCGAUACGGACUUGGUUCCUUAUACGGAGAACUGGGAAGAGAGUAAGGCUCAUUGGGACGAUGUGACGGAGUAUAUACAGGAGUUGAUGCAGAGGUACCAUGUCAAGUUGAUGUGGUUGGCGCCUGAUCUUCAUUCUCAUGCCAGAUAUGUAUCAGGUGCCUUCACAAGCAACGACGCAGCCACAUUUGCACAGGCCGCCACACAGAUCAAACGGUGCCUAGAAGUUUCACAGCGCUUGAACGCAGAAUGUUUCCUAAUAUGGCCCUACAGAGAAGGAUACCACACUCCCUUCCAAACAGACGUCGCAAGAGAAAUAAAACUAUUCGCGAAACUACUAAAACUUACCGCAGAGUACAAAGAUAGGCUGAAUUAUAGAUGCCAGCUACUAAUAAUGCCGUAUUAUAAUAACUACCAUAGUAGGAACUUUUAUGGAGGCUGGCAACACCAUCAUUGGCGGGAAAGACAUUUGGUUCAUACGUAUAUGUGGGAUGUUACGAGUUGUCUGUAUUUGCUGAAGCAUUAUAAUUUGGAUAGAUAUUAUAAAGUCUCUGUGGCUCCUGGACAUCAUAUGUAUAUGGCUAACGUCUACAACAUGUUGGGAGCAGUGACAGUUACAAGCGAUUUCGACCACUAUGAUAGUAAGACCCUCACGCUGAUGAUGAAGUGUAUCGUGGAUCAGGGUACAGCGCCACCUGGUGGCAUAAACCUGAAACUGUCACCACGUCGAGACAGCGAUGUGCGCGAGCUCACCACUACAUACGUCAAGUAUAUCGACGCGCUCGCUAAGGCACUACGAGUGGCUUGCACUCUUAUAGCUGAGCAGAUCUUGUCCAAACAUUUGCAGCAACGCUACGCUUCAUACUACAGCGGGUUUGGUUCUCGAAUCAUAAGCAGCGACAUCUCGAUGGAGGAAUGUGAAGAAUACUAUAAAAAAAACCAACCCCACGGCGACGUUCCAUCUUCGAAGUACGAGCACCUCGACAUUGUGUUCCAGAGACACCUAGACGCCUGCGACCAUAUAUGAUACGAUAUUUAUAACGACUUAUAUACCAUGUGUGUCUGUUGUAUUGUCUACUUUAUAGUGUACGAAAUAAAGUUCAAAAUGCUGUGUACUGUGGGAAGUAUUUGUGUUUUAGUUAUAUGGCUGAUAUUUUGUAAAAUAUAGUCAGUUAUUGAGGUGGUAAUAUUGAGACUUGAAUAGGUAACU